UAAUAUUACAUCUCCUAAAGUUGGAAGCAAUAAAGAAUCGUUCACAUUAUACCUACCAUCUCAAAAAUGGAAGCAAUCAACGACCUUUCUUUCAAAAACCUUCCACUACCUAUAUGAACUUUCGGACCUUCCCACGGUCUUCUCCUCUUUGUUCCUCCACCACAACAGGACCAUGACAAACCUCAAAAUCACCAAAAAACAUCACAUACACCUCAAUAAUCCUUUCCCUUCACCCCCAACUUCAUUUCCUUUACUUCAGGGGGAACUCUCUGCAAAUUUUCAAGUACUUUCUUCUUACAAAUUCUUCUCAAUCGGAAAGGAUUUUCAGCUUCUAUGGAGGUCCGAUAAUGGUGGCUCUCUCUCAAUUUAUCAUCUCUCUGACCCCACUAGAUCAAUCUGGUCAACAAUCUCAGGUCAAGCUUUUGUAUCUGCAGCAAUGGUGGAAACUGAGGUGGAAGAAAGUCGAGGAUCGUUUGCCGUGAAAGAUGGGGCUGUUCAUUUGAUUUGUAAUCAUCAAACAAUUGAUGAUAUCAAGGAGAUCAAUGGCUGUGAUCAUGAGUUGGAGGUUAAAGAACAUCAUUUUCCAUCUGGGUAUUUGGGACUGGACCUGAAAAACUAUGAGAAAGAAGAUGCUCGGUUUCCUAUGUUGCUGAUUAGUGGAAGAAUAUUCAAUACUGAGAGGAAGAAGAUGAUGAAGAAGAAGAACAAGCUUCAAGAAACUAGUUUCAAUGGUGAUGUAAAAUGUAACUCGAAAGUUCUUUCUGCUUCUGCAAGGUAUUGGCUAUUGUUUGAACAGAAAAGCAGCAGCCAAAUUGGAUUUCAAGUGAUGCUUGGCCAACCUAGCUAUGAAUAUCGCCAAAUAGCUCAUUCAAGAGGGGGUUUCAACCGGCUUAAGUUUCGAUGGCAUCGGUUGAGGAAAAGAAAAUUUGAAUGGCGUUGGUCUUUGACAAAACUGAAAGGGUUUGUUAGAGUUUGUUCUUCAGAAGAGGAAAUGGAAGUUUUGAGAGCAGCUGAGGAAUUUGAAGCAUUCAACAGAGCAUGUUUGACCUAUUCAAGUGAAGAGAAGGAAAGAUUCUUUGGUUUUGGAGAGCAAUUCUCUCAUAUGGACUUCAAGGGAAAAAGAGUACCAAUCUUUGUUCAAGAACAGGGGAUUGGUAGAGGAGAUCAACCUAUAACUUUUGCAGCCAAUCUAGUUAGUUACAGGGCUGGAGGUGAUUGGAGUACUACAUAUGCUCCUUCUCCAUUUUACAUGACAUCCAAAAUGAGGUCUCUGUACCUUGAAGGAUAUGAGUACUCUAUAUUUGAUCUGACAAAGAAUGAUAGAGUUCAGAUUCAGAUUCAUGGAAAUUCAAUUCAAGGAAGGAUAUUGCAUGGGAACUCACCUUCAGAGCUUAUCGAAUGUUUCACUGAGACCAUUGGGAGGCCUCCAGAGCUUCCUGGAUGGAUAAUAUCAGGUGCGGUUGUAGGGAUGCAAGGUGGGACCAAUAUCGUAAGAAAAAUCUGGGAUGAGCUAAAAGCUCAUGAAGUUCCCAUUUCUGCAUUUUGGUUGCAGGAUUGGGUAGGGCAGAGAGAAACAGUAAUUGGAUCACAGUUGUGGUGGAACUGGGAAGUUGACGCAACAAGAUACUCUGGAUGGAAACAAUUAAUUAAAGAUCUUGGAGCUCGGCAUAUAAAAGUAAUGACAUACUGCAAUCCCUGCCUAGCACCGACUGAUGAGAAGCAGAACAGAAGGAGAAAUCUUUAUGAGGAAGCAAAGGCGUUGGGGAUCUUGGUAAAGAAGAAAAAUGGAGAACCCUACAUGGUUCCCAACACAGCUUUUGAUGUGGGAAUGUUGGAUCUUACGCACCCAAAUACUUCCAGUUGGUUCAAGGAAAUUCUACAAGAAAUGGUGGAUGAUGGUGUGAGAGGAUGGAUGGCUGAUUUCGGCGAAGGCUUGCCUGUAGAUGCCACCCUCUAUUCAGGUGAAGAUCCUAUUACUGCGCAUAAUAGAUAUCCAGAAAUAUGGGCGCAGAUUAACAGAGAAUUUGUAGAUGAAUGGAAAAGUAAGCUUGUUGGUAAGGAGAAAGAAGACCCACAAGAGGCCUUAGUUUUCUUCAUGAGAGCUGGUUUCAGAAACAGUCCCAAAUGGGGGAUGCUAUUUUGGGAAGGUGACCAAAUGGUAAGUUGGCAAGCCAAUGAUGGGAUAAAGAGUGCUGUUACUGGCCUUUUGAGCAGUGGACUUUCGGGCUAUGCUUUUAAUCACAGUGAUAUAGGAGGGUACUGCGCAGUAAAUUUACCGUUCAUCAAAUACCGAAGAAGUGAGGAGCUGCUUCUACGAUGGAUGGAGUUAAAUGCCUUUACCACUGUUUUCAGAACCCAUGAAGGAAACAAACCAUCCUGCAACAGCCAAUUCUACUCAAACAAUCGAACAUUGUCGCAGUUUGCUCGCUUUGCUAAGGUCUAUAGUGCUUGGAAGUUUUAUAGAAUCCAACUUGUGAAGGAAGCCGCUCAAAGAGGCCUACCUGUAUGCCGCCACCUAUUUGUUCACUACCCAGAAGAUGAGUACGUGCUUACAUUAGGUCACCAGCAGUUUUUAGUUGGUUCUGAGAUCCUAGUUGUGCCAGUCCUUGACAAAGGCAAGAACUAUGUCAAAGCCUACUUUCCUUUAGAUGACAGUUCUUCAUGGCAACAUAUAUGGACAGGGGAGGUAUAUGCUAAACUCGGUUGCGAAAUUAAGGUAGACGCUCCAGUUGGCUAUCCAGCUGUGUUUAUCAAGGUUGGCUCCAUUGUAGGGGAAACCUUCAUUAGAAACCUGAAAAUGUUCAACAUUCUUUAAGAAAGCGGCCCUUAAAACUGGGGGUAGCUCACUAUUCAUUGAAUUUUAAUCUAGGUUACAUUUUUCCCCUAAA
Molecule: messenger RNA, 2888 nt
Organism: Cucumis melo (muskmelon)
Lineage: Eukaryota; Viridiplantae; Streptophyta; Magnoliopsida; Cucurbitales; Cucurbitaceae
Exons: 8
Coding region: 173-2815 (880 amino acids)
Biological process (GO): carbohydrate metabolic process
Molecular function (GO): carbohydrate binding; hydrolase activity, hydrolyzing O-glycosyl compounds
Source: RefSeq, a predicted model, not a curated record